AUGCCUCCGCGCAAAAGCGACGCGAGCCGCAGAAGCGACGUAUCCAACGCACGCUUCAUCGUCAUGGACGAAGACCCGGCCCCCGCCGCUACGCCGGCCAGCACCAGCAGCAACGUUGCGGCGGGCACUCCGUCGGCGGCUGCAAAGGCCAAGGCAUCGGCAUCGGCCUCGGCCUCGGCGACGCCGUCCAGCGUCCCUCCUGCGGCUGCGCCGACGCCCGACUCCGCCGCGGCCGCGAGGCCGACGUCGUCGACGCCGCUGACCACGACGACGGUGUUGCAUGCGGGCUCGGAGAAGAAGGAAAGCCAGACGCAUGACAAGAUGGCCAAGGCCGAUAGGGAUGCUCUCACCAUUGAGGUUCGUGAUGACUGUUGCCGUGCUCUCUCUGCCCGAUGCUCGGGCGAUGCCAUGAGGUGGUGGGCGGACCUCAACUUGCCCAAGUCUAUCAUAACGAGGCUUGCAAAGGGCGUGCUCCCGCCGAACACGCAGAUCCAGGCCAAUGCUGUCCUGGCCAUGAGCAAGAGCGCGACUGUCUUCAUCAACUAUCUCGCUUCGCAUGCCAAUGAAAUCACUGUCAACGCCAACAAGAAAACAGUCAGCGCCGAAGAUGUCUUCAAGGCCCUUGACGACAUUGAGUUCGGGUUCCUGCGUGAGCCCCUGGAGCAAGAGUUUGCCAGUGCGUCCACCCGUUCUUCUUUGUCUUUGUACGCCCGGUCUUGCAUUCAUGCGCAGUCACUGUACCCCCGUCUCUCCCACUUGACCCGUCUCACCAUCCCACUGAGAUCCUUCGCGUAA
Molecule: messenger RNA, 795 nt
Organism: Colletotrichum spaethianum
Lineage: Eukaryota; Fungi; Ascomycota; Sordariomycetes; Glomerellales; Glomerellaceae
Product: DNA polymerase epsilon subunit D
Exons: 3
Coding region: 1-795 (264 amino acids)
Biological process (GO): DNA damage response; leading strand elongation; heterochromatin formation
Cellular component (GO): epsilon DNA polymerase complex; CHRAC
Molecular function (GO): chromatin DNA binding; protein heterodimerization activity
Source: RefSeq, a predicted model, not a curated record